AUGUACAAUAAAUCCAUCUACAUUACAUCAUCCCAAUGGUUCAGUGAUGUAGAAGAUGAUGAUAAUAUUGAAAAUUUGGAUGAUCCACAGACAGCCAAAUGCCUUACAUUUACGGAAUUCCAAAGUAUGAAGAACAGAAACUUGGAAGAAUUGAUGAAGUUUUCAAAUAUUGGCAUUUUCAGAGAGGCUCUAACAGAUUGGGUGGUAAGAAAUGGAUAUGAGUUAGAAUAUAAAAAAAAAAUGAAAGGAAGUGAGUCACUGCAGGAUGCAAAGAAUCAGGUUGUAAUUGGAGGAUUCAUGCCUCUGUUGUACAAGAUAAAGAUAACCACAUGGGAACACACGUGUUCCAAAAGAAGGGUGAACAAGCAUGCCACUGCCAAGUACAUUUGUAAAAAAAUGGAAUAUGCCAUCAAAGAAAAUCUAGAUGUCCCCAUUCAGAAACUUGGAUACUCUGUUUUGAGAAAGGUCGGUGUAGAAGCUGGGUACUUGAAGAAUUUGAGGGCUAAAAUGGCAGCCCUUGAUAAAAUCAGAGGUAAAGAUGCUCAAGAGUACAAUCAGUUGUGGGAUUACUGUGAGACUAUCCUCCCAUCUUUGAAAGAAUGUACUUUAUUUAGUUUGCCCUCAAUGAUGAUGGGUUUUCUAGCAGGUUGUAUGCCACUGAUUGGGUUGGAUGAUUGUUUUCUGAAAACACCACAUGGAGGCCAGCUACUUUGUGUAACAGGGAGGGAUGGGAAUGAUAACUUGUUUCCCAUUGCCCUGGCUGUUGUCCCAGUUGAGAACAUGGAAGCUUGGAAUUGGUUUUUGACAGAAUUGCUUGAUGAAAUUGGAGGAGUUGAAGAACAAAAGUGGACUUUCAUCUCUAAUAGGCAAUAA
This is a messenger RNA of Erythranthe guttata (spotted monkey flower), 873 nucleotides long. The record is from RefSeq and is a predicted model, not a curated record. NCBI's taxonomy places the organism in Eukaryota, Viridiplantae, Streptophyta, Magnoliopsida, Lamiales, Phrymaceae.